UGUCAUUUUCCACAACCUCAUCAUCAUCUCUCUAAUGAUAUAAAAAUCAAACAUCAUCAUAUAUAUAAUAAUGUAUUAGUUGAGGUUGUAGAAUUUUCCUUGAAAUAUUCAACCAUAACAAUUAGACACAGAGAGAAGGAGAGAGAGAGAGAGAGAAAGAGAUGGCUGAGCUGCAGAAAUCAUUAGCAUCAUUCAGGAGACAAGGUUCAUCAGGAUUAGUCUGGGAUGAUAAAUUCUUGUCUGGUCUAAAUCAGAACCAACUAGAAGAACAACAACAACAACAACAGAGUACUACUGCUGGAUCAACGUUGGAAAGAAGCAGAUCAGCUGGAGCAAGAGUACCAUAUAGGUCGGUCAACGUUGCACCACCAACAAGGGACCCACCUUCUCCUAAGGUUGCAACAUGUGGUUUUUGUGGUUUGUUUGGAAAACCUGUGGCUGCUGCUAACACACAUAAUCCAAAGUCAAGAAAAAGAAGGUGAUUAUGCUAAUUUGUUUUCUAUGUUUCUUUGAUUGGUGGUAAUGAAAUCUACAACCUGUAUGUAAAUUAGUGCUUGAUCAUGAUGUUGUUGUUUAUCUUUUAUUAAUAUUAAUGUUUGGUUUUUGGUUUCAAUUUUGUGUGUUUUAUUUGGGAUUGUAAAUUCUUAGAACAUAUGGAUAUGUAUGUAUGUAUGAAAUAAGCUUGCUCAAAUUUUGUCUAAAACCAAUGGUUUUUCAA
Molecule: messenger RNA, 718 nt
Organism: Trifolium pratense (red clover)
Lineage: Eukaryota; Viridiplantae; Streptophyta; Magnoliopsida; Fabales; Fabaceae
Exons: 1
Coding region: 162-482 (106 amino acids)
Source: RefSeq, a predicted model, not a curated record